Chiroxiphia lanceolata (lance-tailed manakin) is the source of this 7016-nucleotide messenger RNA. RefSeq names its product coagulation factor VIII (gene F8). NCBI's taxonomy places the organism in Eukaryota, Metazoa, Chordata, Aves, Passeriformes, Pipridae. Gene Ontology annotation, molecular function: oxidoreductase activity; copper ion binding. The record is from RefSeq and is a predicted model, not a curated record.
GUGGGAGAGUCCAUCACUCACACACUGCUCUUUGCACUAACCUGCUCAAGAGAUUCCUCUCCUGACAUCUUUGAGAAACUCUCCAGUGCUCUGAUCAGAGCAGUUUCCAACCACGAAGCAUGAUGCUGGCAGGAGCCCUGUGCAGCCUCCUGCUCCUCUGCCUGGUUGAGGAGGGCACCAGCAAAGUCAGAAGAUACUACAUUGCUGCAGUGGAAACCGCCUGGGACUACACACACAGCAACCUGCUGUCCGUGCUGCAAGCUCCUGCAGGCAUUUCGGGGAACGCAGGCCCAUGGCCCCCCACACCUGGUGUCCCUCCCCGCUACAGGAAAGCUGUGUUUGUGGAGUACCCCGAUGCCUUGUUCAUACAGCCCAAGCUCAAGCCAGCGUGGAUGGGUCUGUUGGGCCCCACCAUCCGAGCAGAAGUCUAUGACACGGUGGUCAUCACAUUUAAAAACCUGGCCUCUCGCCCCUACAACCUCCACGCUGUCGGGGUGUCCUACUGGAAGGCGUCGGAGGGUGCAGGGUAUGAGGAUGAGACCAGCCAGACAGAGAAGGAGGGUGACAGGGUGGAUCCUGGGAAGACACACACAUACAUCUGGGAAAUCCAGCAAAACCAAGGUCCGACAGAGGAUGACUCAGCCUGCCUGACCCACUCCUACUCCUCCAACACCAACAGCGUGAAGGACAUCAACUCUGGUUUGAUUGGAGCCCUGCUCGUGUGCCGACCUGGGACCCUGGUGAGCGAUGGGAAUGAGGAUGUGCAGAACGAGUUUGUGCUGCUCUUCGCAGUGUUCAAUGAAGGGAAAAGCUGGUACUCUGAGCCUGGCUCCCCUGCAGCUCCUCAACCCCAGGCUCACAACAGGACAGAGCUUCACACCAUCAAUGGCUACAUCAAUGGCUCACUGCCUGGUCUCACACUGUGCCUCAAGAAGCAGGUCCACUGGCAUGUGAUCGGGUUGGGCUCUGGGCCAGAAGUCCACUCCAUCUUCUUUGAAGGCCACACAUUCCUGGUGAGAGGCCACCGUCUCAGCAGCCUAGAAAUCUCCCCCGCCACAUAUCUCACAGCCCAGACCAUGCCAGGAACAGCUGGCUGGUUUCGGAUGUUCUGCCAGAUACUGUCCCAUCAGCAAGCUGGCAUGGAAGCCCUUGUGAAGGUGGAGGAGUGUCCUGUGGAACGCCUGUUGAGGAUGGGGAUGCUGUCAGAUGAGCCAGAGGACAUGGAUUACCCUGGAGAAGAGGAGGAAACUUUUCAUGUGAUCCAAGUGCGCUCUUUUGCCAAAGACAAACCUGUGACCUGGACUUACUACAUUGCAGCCGAGGAAAUGGACUGGGACUAUGCCCCUGUGAAACCAGUGUCUCUGGACAGAAACAUCUCGAGCCUGUACCUGGAGCCUGGCCCUCAGCGCAUCGGUUCAAAGUAUAAGAAGGUGGUGUUUGUGGAGUAUGAAGAUGCAACCUUCAAGAAGCGCAAGGUGUCAAAUCAGCUUGACAAGGGAAUUCUGGGGCCUGUCAUUAAAGGAGAGGUUGGAGAUCAGUUUAUGAUCGUGUUCAGGAACCUGGCAAGCCGACCGUACAACAUCUACCCUCAUGGUCUCACUAGUGUCAGGCCAUACUACGCCAGGAAAUCCUCUCAAGUCAAAGAUGUGAAGGAUAUUCCUAUCCCCCCUGGCCAGUCGUUCACCUACAGCUGGAGCCUCACCCCUGAGGAUGGGCCAACGCAGGCAGAUCCUCGCUGCCUCACCCGUUUCUACUACAGCUCCAUCGACCCCAUCCGAGACACAGCCUCGGGCCUGAUUGGGCCCCUCCUGAUCUGCUUCAAGAAGUCCAUGGAUCAGAGGGGAAAUCAGAUAAUGUCAGACAACACGAGAUUGGUGCUGUUUUCAGUCUUUGAUGAGAACCACAGCUGGUACCUGGAGGAGAACAUCAGGAGGUUCUGCUCUGACCCAGCCCACGUGGAUACCCAGGACCCACAAUUUUACGCCUCCAAUGUGAUGCACACUAUUAAUGGCUUUGUAUUUGACAACCUCCAACCAAAACUCUGCCUGCAUGACGUUGUGUACUGGUACGUCCUGAGUGUUGGGGCACAGACAGAUUUCCUCUCCAUCUUCUUCUCCGGAAACACGUUCAAGCGCAACAUGGUCUUUGAGGACGUGCUUACCCUCUUCCCAUUUUCUGGAGAAACAGUCUUCAUGAGUUUGGAAAAGCCAGGUGUCUGGACACUAGGGUGCCUGAAUCCUGAUUUCAGGGACCGAGGGAUGCAUGCCAAGUUCACGGUCUCAAAGUGCCAGUAUGAGCAAUACCCUGAAGAGGAGGAUUAUGUGUACGCAGAUGAGGAGCAGGACACCUUUGAAUUCCAACCCAGGGGCUUCUCUGAAACAAGGAGGUGGCACAGGCCAUGUGUGAACAAGCAACUGAACAACAUCACCUCUUCCAGCAAUGAGACAGAGAAGACAAGAUUGUGCUUGACAGAACCCAGACCUGGGGCCCUCCUGAGCAGCGGCAGGACUUCUGAUCCCUCUUCCAAUGGCACAUCAACAUUUUUAGAAAUGAUGCCAAAUCCCCCUGAUAUUUCCAUGUCUUCUUCAGAGGCAAACUAUGAGCCAGUGUCCUAUGAAUCCUUCCUGGAAGAUGAAGAAUCAUCAAAAAUCAUCAGCCAGGGUGAAGGAUUUGGAGCUGUCCCACCUGGAGAACCCUUAGUGAGUGUCAGUGGAAGGGUCCAUGGUACUGUGAGUUCAGAAGAAGGUCAGCAAUGGCUGCACCAAGCCAUGCCAGCUCCAGAAGAUGCUCUGGCAGGAACAAACGUGAAAAAAAUCUCAGAGGUGCAGGAGCCAGUAAAAGCGAUGGUCCAGCCUGGUGGUAUGAGAGAAAUCCUGGAAGCAGAGCCUCAAAAGACAACUACUCAUGCAACAAGCUUCUGGGACUCAAUUGCUGCAAGCAAAUCUCCUCUUCAAGAGAGCAGGAGCUCAUUUCACCAGAAUGACCUGGAGCACAACCUGAGACUUCAAGACAUGUCUUCACAGGGUGCUGAGGACAAGUUGCUGAGAGGGGUUGAUAAAAUAUCCUUUAAUCUAUAUGACUCAGAGGAGACAAUCAAUACAGAACCAGCUUCAAAUAUUGAUCAUAACUUUUCCUCCACACUGACAAAUUCUUCUACAUCUUCAGAUGAGACAGAACAUAACAGGACUUUUCAUGCUGUAGCUCACAGUCACACCACAGAAAGCAAUUAUUCAUCAAAUGAUCUAGAUGCUAGGCUAGAAAAAAGACCUGACAAAGUGAUUUCACAACGCUUUUAUGAAUCCUUAGAAGAGAAAAAUGCUUCUUUCUCAGACAAACCUGUACAAGAAGAAAUCUUCACAGAGGAGAAUAACUCCUUGCCUGCAGAAAGUGGCACAGAACAACAAGCCAGUGAACUUGCGAAAGGCACAAGCCUUCUAGACACCACUUUUGCACAGACCAAUGACCUUGAGCCUUCCAGCUACAUAAUGACAGAAGAGAGGGAUGAAGUAAUCUUGGAGGAAGUGUUUCAGGAUAAUACAGCCGCUAAGGAAUUAUCAGAGCAGGACAGUAUUACCUUUUCUGAAUCGAAUGUUGUGGUCAAUGACACAAGGCCAUUCCCAAACGGUUUCUUAAAGACCCGUGAGCAGUUUCUGGGACACAGAGCUCCAGCCACAAGCAUGAGUGGUCCUGACUGGAGACCUCGACCAGCCAGGUCACUGGGGAGCAGAGGCUUGGUGCAUGGUCUGGGUCUUCCUAACACCAGGCAGCCCAGCAGCAGGAAGCCCCUCUCUGAUGUUAAGAGAGCAGAGCAGGAUCUGGCCAGCCAGACCCCUGAGACAGCAGUGAAUAAGAAAGCCCCAAAGGUGUGUGGACCUCAUUCUCCUUUUUGCAGCACUCGCUUCAAAAAGAGGUCCCUGAUAUCAAGUGACGCCUUGCCUGAGGUGAUGGUGGCCCAGCAAAGCCUGGAAGGAAAAUCCAACAUGGUUGAGAGGAGACUACCCCUGGGUAGAGAUGCUCUGCAGGCUGAUGAGGUGUCUCCUGAGGGGAGGCCAAGCACAGAUGGGGGUGCACAGAGCAGCAGUGAGGAGGUCCAGCACGGCGGACGCUCCUUGCCCACACGAGGAGCAGUGGGGACUGAGGUGACAGUGGCAGGAAGCAGCCCAGAAAUGCAGGUUGCUGCUGAGGCUGCAGACCUGGCUUCCAAUUGGGACCCAGUCUCCCUGGGGGCAGCAGUGUACACGGGGGGCUUGCAGAGCCCAGCUUUGGCCGAGCUGCAGCCAGGCAGAGCUGCGGUCUGGGACGCUCCUGGGAGCGAGCAAGCUCAGGGGAGAAGCAGGAUGGAGGAAGAGACAAACUCUGUGGAGCAGCUGGGUCAGUUCAGUCCUCAGCCUCAGCAGAUCAAGGCCAAUGCCACAGAGGACUACGUGCCUGAGAGAACGUCUGGGCAAACCCCAGAAGAAAUGCCUACGAAACCAGCCUUGAGAGAGAACUGCUCGCUGUCUCCAAGUAAUCCCCCUCACAAUGACACUGCCAAAAAAGCAGCCCAAUAUGUGCAAGACAGUCCUCAUCGAUGCCAGGUGCUCGGUGGGGAAGAUGUCCUCAGAGAAGCAGGGAAGAGAGGGGCCCAGGCCCUGGGAGAGCCCAAGGAGGAUGGUGAAAGCAACAACAUAGCUGGGGAGAGGAACCAUAGCUCAGGACUCAGGGAGGAACCAGCUCUGAACAACGGGAGCAAUUCCAUCCCCUCAGGGCCAAAGGCUGCCAAGUCAGACUAUGACGAGUACAGUGACACAGAGGAGACCAUGGAGGAUUUUGACAUCUACGAGGAAGACGAGCACGACCCACGUUCCUUCCAGGGAGAGGUGCGGCAAUACUUCAUUGCAGCAGUGGAGGUGAUGUGGGAAUAUGGGAACCAGAGACCCCAGCACUUCCUAAAAGCAGCGGACCCCUGGAGCAGCAGGAGGAAGAAUUCCUGGAGGUACCGCAAGGUGGUUUUCCGGGAGUACCUGGAUGAUUCUUUCACACGGCCAGCGCAGCGGGGAGAGCUGGAUGAACACCUGGGCAUCCUUGGGCCAUACAUCAGGGCAGAAGUUGAAGAUGUCAUCAUGGUCACGUUCAAGAAUCUGGCCUCACGACCCUUCUCCUUCCACUCCACACUGACAGCCUACGAGGAGACACAGGGCACAGAGCAGCAGGGUGAGGUGGUACAGCCUGCUGAGGUCAGGAAGUUCUCCUGGAAAGUCCGCCCCAGAUGGCACCCACCAUGCAAGUUCGACUGCAAGGCCUGGGCUUACUUCUCCAAUGUGGACCUGGAGAAGGACCUGCACUCAGGCCUCAUUGGGCCCCUGAUCAUCUGCCGCCGAGGGGUGCUCAGCUUCAUCUUCAGGAGGCAGCUGGCUGUGCAGGAGUUCUCCCUGCUCUUCACCAUCUUCGAUGAGACCAAAAGCUGGUACUUCCCGGAGAACAUGGAGAGGAACUGCUUCCCUCCCUGCCACAUCCAGCAGGACAGCCCUGACUUUAAGAGAAACCAUUCCUUCCACGCCAUCAACGGCUACGUGAGCGACACACUGCCCGGGCUGGUGAUGGCUCAGCAGCAGCGGGUCCGAUGGCACCUCCUGAACAUGGGCAGCACUGAGGAUAUCCACUCUGUCCACUUCCAUGGGCAGCUGUUCAGCGUCAGGACCAGGCAGGAGUAUCGCAUGGGAGUCUACAACCUUUAUCCUGGUGUCUUUGGGACAGUGGAGAUGUGGCCCUCACAUGCUGGGAUCUGGCGGAGAGUGCAAAGUGGGGAGCACCAGCAAGCUGGGAUGAGUGCCCUCUUCCUCGUGUAUGACUCGAACUGUCGGGACGCCCUUGGUCUGGCUUCAGGCCGCAUUGCAGACUCUCAGAUCACAGCGUCGGGGCAGUACGGGCAGUGGGCUCCUCACCUGGCCAGGCUGGGUAACACUGGCUCCAUCAAUGCCUGGAGCACCGACCGCAGCAACGCCUCGAUCCAGGUGGACCUUUUGCAUGUCAUGAUUAUUCAUGCCAUAAAAACCCAAGGGGCCCGACAAAAGUUCUCCAGCUUCUACAUCUCCCAGUUUGUUGUCUACUACAGCCUUGAUGGGCAACAGUGGAAGGCAUACAAGGGAAAUACCACCAGCACCCAAAUGAGGUUCCUUGCAAAUGUGGAUGCAACUGGAGUGAAAGAGAACCGCUUCAACCCCCCGAUCGUGGCCAGGUACAUCCGCGUUAACCCCACUCACUCCACCGUCCGCGCCACGCUGCGCAUGGAGCUCGUCGGCUGCGACCUCAACAGCUGCUCCAUGCCCCUAGGAAUGGAGAGCAGAGGGAUCCCUGACCAGCGCAUCUCCGCAUCCUCCUACAGCUCCAAUGCCUUCUCCAGCUGGUCACCCUCCCUGGCCCGCCUGAACCUGCAGGGGAGGGUCAACGCGUGGAUGCCAAAGAGCAACAGUCCCAGAGAGUGGCUGCAGGUGGACUUCGAAGUAACCAAGAAGGUGACUGCAAUCAUAACCCAAGGUGCCAAAGCUGUCUUCACCCACAUGUUUGUGAAGGAGUUUGCUGUCUCCAUCAGCCAGAACGGCAAGCACUGGAGCCCAGUCCUGCAAGAUGGCGAGGAGAAGGUUUUCAAGGCAAACCAAGACUAUACAAGCACAGUGACGAACACCCUGGAGCCGCCCCUCUUUGCCCGCUAUGUGAGGAUACACCCCCGGCAGUGGCACAACCACAUUGCCCUGCGAAUAGAGUUCCUUGGCUGUGACACUCAGCAGGAGUACUGACGGCUGCGGGGCCAGGCAUGGGCAGUGCCAGCCCAGGGACUCACAUCCCAACAGACACUGAACUCACCAGGGCUGGAGCCAGCCCUCCAGGGUCCUGGAUGGCUGCCCCUGCUGCUGGGGAAGAGAAGUGCUGCAGAGCUUCACAGUGGCUGGCUCGUUAUCCGCCUUUUCCCGUCUCUCAUCUGCCAGAUGCCAUAUACUCCGAUGUAAUGCUAAAGAAUUAAACAGUAAUUUCCAGUA